UCCCUAGCCUUAUUGACAAUAGAUAGCAGUUUUCGUUAUUGCUUCGGUUUUUAAUUUCCUCGUAAGGGCACCCACCUUGUUUUCAUACCGUUAACUUCAAAAGAAGACUAGGCUUGUGAUAUGGCUAUAGAAAAUCCCCAGCUCUACAACAAUAGCAACUGGACAUUCAUGUAUGUUGUGCUUAGCCUGAUUCCAGUUGCUUUCGUGGCAGUUUCUCUGAUUUCCAUCAGGCGCGAUAGAAUGGCCAGGCGCCAGAGUGACAUCGAGACGGCAGAUCGUGGCCCGGUAUUUGAGCGGGCAUGGUUCCCAUGGAGAGAAGCUAUUGCAGCCUCUGAGGGGUCUGAAGGGCUGGGAGGCACCAUAAUGACGAGUUCCAGCACGGACAGAAAACGAACGGAUUCUUUCACACAAUUUGACACGGCUAAGCCGAAAACCAAUAUGCAUACUGGUAUAAAACGUAAGCCAUUGGGCAACGAGGGAGGAUACCUUUCAGACUUAGAAGAAGUGCCCCUUUAAAAAAUGACGAGUUCAUUCAACACGAACAUGCUAUGCUAUCCGCUCCAUAUUUGGUAAUUUUACUUGUUUUUUUUGGUAAUAGAACUUGACAGAUGGACAUUGUUAAUGGUGCUUGGCCUAUGAUAUUUGUCUACUAGGUAUAUCACCUAGCAACUUUAAUUUA
This is a messenger RNA of Hypoxylon fragiforme, 679 nucleotides long. RefSeq lists its product as uncharacterized. The record is from RefSeq and is a predicted model, not a curated record. The transcript has a single exon. NCBI's taxonomy places the organism in Eukaryota, Fungi, Ascomycota, Sordariomycetes, Xylariales, Hypoxylaceae. Bases 121 to 516 code for a protein of 131 amino acids.